AUGAAGUUGUCGCCGCUCUGCGUCACACUUGUUAUGAGUGUCGCGCUCUCGGCACCUGUGCCAUCAUUCCCAUCGCAGCCAGCCCAUGGCUCCGAGGCACUCACAAAGUUGGAGGAUCCCACUCAGUGGAUUGGUUGGGAUGACCCCAACGACAGUCGUUUUGUUCGUUACUGGAACGACAAAGUUGACACUGCCAUCAUCCACUGGGACAACAACUAUCGUAAACGCUCGGUGCCUGUAGUAGACCCAUCCAUAGAUAUGAAGCGUUUCGUGCCUGUAACGCCAUCCAAUGCGGAGGUCUCAAGCAAUGCCACGACCGGCGCCAACGCCUACCUUCCAAAGUACAAUUCCCACAUCACGAAUGCCGACGAGAGGAAGAUCGCUCUCAAGAAUCAUUCUGCAAUCAUCCGGCUCCCCUGCCCGGCCAUCUGCGACAAGCUCGCAGAGCGGUCACGAACCUUCAAUCCCAAGAAGUGCCGCACCCUAUGCUACAGGAGCGAGAGCGACCGACAGCAGCCGCAGAAGAAGAAGAUGACCAAGCGCCUCUACAACAAUUGGUUUUGGGAUGCGUUGGGAGCAUGGUUUGGUUAUGAUUUUGACCAGACUAUGCCCAUGCUUGACGGUCAACCGGAAUGGGUCGACCGUGAUCCCAUUCAUUGGGGCUUCCAAUAG
This is a messenger RNA of Aaosphaeria arxii CBS 175.79, 672 nucleotides long. RefSeq lists its product as uncharacterized. The record is from RefSeq and is a predicted model, not a curated record. NCBI's taxonomy places the organism in Eukaryota, Fungi, Ascomycota, Dothideomycetes, Pleosporales. The transcript is spliced from 6 exons. Bases 1 to 672 code for a protein of 223 amino acids.